CGCUCGGCUGCACUCUGCGCUCGCGGUCGGCCGCGCGGCCGCUCUGGGUGGCUUCGGGUUUCAAUUCUCCCCGGGCCGGGCUUCGGCUCCACCCGGGCGGGGUGUGGGGAGCGGCGGUCGCGGCGAGGCCGGGACUUCCUUCCUCCACCGAGGAACAAAACCGCGGGCAGCGAGCGCCGGGCGGCGAUGGGGUCCCUGCUGAGCAGCGACGGCGGCCGCGGGCCCCCCGCGCCGCGCGCCCCGGAGCGCAGCGCCGAAGCCCCGCUGCCGCUCGCGUCCUUCGACUGCGCCGUGUGCUUGGAGGUGCUGCACCAGCCGGUCCGCACCCGCUGCGGCCACGUAUUCUGCCGUUCCUGCAUCACUACCAGUCUGAAGAGCAGCAAAUGGACCUGCCCCUACUGCCGGGCCUAUCUUCCUUCCGAGGGCGUUCCGGCCACCGACGUGGCGAGAAGAAUGAGAGCCGAGUACCGGAACUGCGCCGAGUGCGACACCCUGGUUUGCCUUAGUGAAAUGAGGGCGCACAUAAGGACUUGUGAGAAGUAUAUUGACAAAUAUGGACCACUGCAAGAACUUGAGACAACCGGGAGGUGUGUAUGCCCAUUUUGUCAGAGGGAAUUGGAUGAAGACAGCCUGCUACAGCACUGUAUCACUCAUCACAGAUCCGAAAGGAGACCUGUGUUCUGUCCACUUUGCCGUUUUCUACCAAAUGGGAAUCCAGGUAGCUUCAAUGGCAGUCUAAUAAGACAUUUGCAAGUUAACCACACUUUGUUUUACGAUAAUUUCUUAGCAGAGUUUUCCUGCACAGUUUAGGCUGGCUUUGAACUCACAGUGAUCCUCCUGCCUCAGCCUCCAGAGUGCCAGGAUUUCAGGUGUGUGCCACCACACCUGGCUUCCUAAAUACUUUUCAAUAAAAGAUUGUUGCCUGUCAUGGGGAGAAAAUCAUUCCUAGCCAUGUUCGCAAAAAAGCUUUCAUUGAUUUUGACUUGUUAUGCAAUUUCAAAAUGAAAUUGUUGAUGAUCAUCAUUUGAACAUUUUCUAUCCCUUUCCUUUUUUUUUUUGAGGCAGGGUCUAUAUUUACUCCAGGCUGGCCUUAAAUGCCCUAUGUAUCCCAGGUUGGCCUUGAUCCCGCAGUUCUCCUGCUUCAGCCUCCCAAGUGCUAGCAUUGCAGGCAUGUGCUGUGUGCCCAGAUGUCCUCCAUGUUUUCUGUACUGCCCAUUGUGAUUAUCCAGGUUGGACCCAAGGAACUCAGCUUCUGACCUGGAGUUAAGUAGUAGCUGUGUCACAGUCCUGCAAGUAUUGAAAGGCAUUUAACCCCUGAAUUUAGUUUAUUCAUUUAUGAAAUGGGUAGAGUUAGAAAUACCCACUCUCAGAAGCUCUUAUGAGGAUUAAAUGAGAAAAUGCAUAUGAAAUAAUAUAUUUGCACAGUCCAGGCAUAUGUGAUAGGUAAGAUUAGUUCUAUGCCUGUUCUUCCCCUCAUGCUCAGGGGCUUCCAAAGUAUCAUAAGACUGGUCAGGAGGAGGCUACUUUUUUUUUUUUUUUUUUUUUUUUUCCUUUUUUUCUUUUUUAUGGGCACCAGGGAUUGAACUCAGGACUGCCUGCUUGCAAGGCAGGCGCUUAUGCCGCUGAGCUAAAUCCUCAGCUCUGGAGGAGGCCACUUUGUAGAGAGCAGUUUAUAGCCACUCAGAACCAUAUCUUUGAAUGUGGAAGUGAACUUGAAAUAGUGUUCCUUGUUUUGAUUGUUUGGUUCUAUAAGCUAUCAUGUACCGAGUUGUUCACUUUAUUCCAGAUAGUCCCUUCUUGAGGUAAAUACUAUGUUUUCAUCCUCAUUUAACUGUGAAAUAGCCAAAGCCCCAAGUCUACAUGCUUAAGAACAAGCUAAUCAGCUGGGCCAGUUGGCGCAUGCCUAUAAUCCCAGCACUUGGGAGGCAGAGGCAGGAGGAUCAUUGCAUGUCUGAGACCAGCCUGGGUUACAAAGUGAGCUCAAGGCCAGCCUGCACUGCAUAGUGAGACCCUGUCUCACAAAAACUGGAGGAGGGGGGAAAGCUGAUAUUAGGUCCAAAUCCUGUGCUCUUCUGAGCUACAUGGCUUUCCUUCGGAUUUGUUUCUAUGUUUUAGAAUGGAUUGCCAGCAGAGAUGUCACUUUUUGUAGUUUGUUGAUAGUGGCAGAGAGUAGCAGUUGCAGAAGAUAGAGCUCUUAAUAACUUUUGUUCUACUUAUGGACUGUGCUAAUAGGAAGCAUUGAAUUUCGUUUUGACACAUGGGCAAGAGGGAGUUUUUUGUUUGCAACGUUUUAAAAAAUAUAAAUAGAUAUUUAGUGGUACUGCUGACUUUGUGAAUUCUAGGGGAUAUGUGGUUUUGGUUUUGUUUUGUUUUGUUUUGUUUUGAGGCGUUGGAGACCAAACCUCAGGUCUUGCACAUGCUUCAUGAUGCUCUACACUCAGCUACCACCCCAAACACCAGAGGAUGUUUUCACAUUACCCAUGUUAUGUGUUCAUGUGAAAUGUAGCCCUGUAAGAUUUAGAAUACUGAAUAAAAGCUGCUACUUAGAUCAGAUACAAACUAUAGAUCUAUUUUAUUGUGAGUGUAAUAGUUCAUUCCUAUGGUGUAAAAUGAAACAAUAGGUACUGGCCUCACAGCAAGUCCCAGGUUCUCUGACAGGCUUCAUGGAAUCAUAUCAUUUAACUCAGGGCUUUAGUUUCCUGCAAAAUGGGGCCAUUGUGUUGAUUCUCAUCCUUCCAUUUCUAAAACAAUUGAUUCUGUACAUUUCUAAUUAUUUUUCUUUAUUGUAGGACUUUAAUAUAAUUGAGGAAGCUCUUAUCAGAAGAGCCUUAGACCAGUCGCUUCUUGAAUAUGUGAAUCAUUCGAACACCACAUAAUUUUACGAAUAGGAAGGGGAAGGGGAAGAUUCAGUUGUACCAUUUCAGAUGCUGCUUGAACAAGUGGAGGGAAACUGUCAGUGUUUGACAGGGGAAAACAUACAACCCAGCUGUAUGUCUAUCCAUGCUUAUUGUUAUAUUGCAUUUGAAAACUGCUUUCAUUUUGAUGGUUUAAAUCUGUUUUAUGUUUUUGAGUAUCUUAGACAUUUAGCAACAAGAAAUAGUCUCCAUCAGUCAUCAGUAUAUAGAAGAAGCACAGGCUGAGUGUGAAGGUAGAGAAUUGUAUUUGCAAAUUGGAUGACACUAGGUAUAAUGCUGCAUAUUACAACUACCAUCAUGGUUAGGCAAAGAAAUUGAUCUUUGUUCUGUGUAAAAGAUGGAGAAUGAAGCAAUGUGUGGAUAUUCAAGGAAGUAUGGAACUUGUUCCAAUGUUCUUGUUCUAAUAUCUAGCAAUGUACGACAAAUAAUCUUAUAUGGGAAUAAGACAUGAUAAUUUUGAAGUCAGCAAAGAUCAUCGAACCAAGUUAUAUUACAUACUACUAUAACAAAAUAAAUUUUAUGUUAGCAGUGUAUACUUAAUUCUUUGACUUUCUAUAUGCACACAUGAGCUUAAUAUUUUUCAAAUAUUCGUAGCUUGUUAUUAAAUAUUUCUUAAGCAUCAUCAGUUGUUAUUUACAGAAAAAUUUACUUCCAUAGUUUUUAGUGGAAACCGCAAGGGCUUUCUUUGUAAUUUUAAUUUUUAUUUAGAAAGUAAAAUGCAUACUGAAGAUUAGAAAUUUAUAGUCGUAUGCAUUGUUAAAAGAAACAUUCUUUUAGAACUCAGCCAGCUACCCUACUGUACUCUGUGUCCUCUCCGCAAUUUCAAGCUCACAAAAGUAGCCACUAUGCUAAUUGCAACAGAAGUCACUGAACCUCGCCCUGAGACACAUUUUUCAUUUUGUUUUGCUUUAUUUUGUUUUUGAGAUGGUAUCUCACUAUGUAGUUCAGGCUGGGCUUGAACUUGCAGUGAUCCUUCUGCCUCAGCCUCUCGGAUAACAGGCAUGUGCCACCACACCCAGCUUUAUUCUGCAUUUUGGACAUUGAUUUUAAAUGUGCUUUUCUCAGCUGCCAACAAGUAGAAACAGGUUUUUAUUUCACAAUCUCUUUUCCUCAAUUUGGAUGGAUCAUACAUAUAGCAAAACCUGUUGGGCAAGAAAAGUGACCAUUAAACUAAAAAUCUGGCUAUUGAAAAAUGGAAGAAAAUGUUGAACAUUAGUACCUACUGUGCAGACAAUCCAUUUUGGUUCAUUUAGAGCAAUAAAAAGGUGUCUUUUACAUUUGUAAAACCUAAAAAAUAAAUCUUAACUUUAAAACUUUAAAAAUGUGUACUUUAAGUAAGACUUGGGUCAUCUACCGUGAUUAACUGCAAUAUAGCAACUCUGAACCAUUUCCUUGAAUUCCUCUUAUGAUAACUUUGCCAUGUAUAAGACAAAUUAGGUGCUGGCCACCUGAAUUAUUUUGUGUUUUGAACUGUUUAGGAUUCUAGAGUGGUGAAACACAGAUAAUUGUUUCGCUUUGGUGAAUUUUUAUUUGUUUUUUGCUUUGUUUUUGAGACAGGGUCUCAUUUUAUAGCCCAGGCUGGCCUUGAACUUGCAGUGAUCCUCCUGUUUGAGCCUCUUGAGUGCUAGGAUUACAAAUUGUGUGCCAUUGAGCCUGGCUUCAAAUAUUGUUUCACUGUGCCUUUACCUUUUUAUCAAAAGGUUGGUUUUUUUGUUUUUAUUUUUGUUUUGGUUCUAGGGAUUUAACUCAUGAUCUUGUGCUUGCCAGGCAGGCACUUAAUGCCACUAAACUAAAUCACUGGCCCUAACAAAGGUUUUAAUUGUUGUUUUAAAAAAUGAAAAAUUGGGCUGGAGAUUUAGCUCAGCAGCAUAAGCGCCUGCCUUACAAGUGCAUGGUCAUGAGUUCAAUCCCUGGUACCAAAAAAAAAAAAAAAAAAAACAAACAAACCAACCAAUGGUCCCAUAAAUAAAUGAAAUACCAAGAAUUAUUUUAAAAAAAAAAGAGAAAUCAUUAUUUGAAAUACCAACAAAAAAAGUUUCACUCACUUUCUUUAUAGUACACCAGAAUAUAGCUUUUUCAAGGCUUUUUAAUAGAAAAAUCAUUUUGCAUUAUUUAAAAUGAAAUUUUCUUAGCUCUGCCAAAACCUAUGGAGACUUCCCUUUCAUGUGUUUUUUGCACCCAUGUUUCUAGAAAUGUAGGUGGGAAGAUCUGAUUGUGAAUCUGCGGUAAAGAUAGAUUUCCACAUUAAAUCUCCUAGGUGGUUCCAUCUCUAAUGAUGUUGCUUCAUUACUGUUACUGAGUUCCAAUGUCUUUCAUUUUGAAGUGAACAUUUUCCAGUAUUUAAAUAUUAGCAUAUCGCAAUUUGUAUCCUAAGACACUGAAGGCAUUUAAAAAAAUAAUGAGAGAUUGAUUCUUUUAUUAUUCAAUGUUUUAAAAAAUGUAGAAUCAGAAUUUAAAAUGUAUAAUUUCUUUUCUUAUGAAAAUUGUAUUAUUAUGGAAAAUAAAAAAUGGCAGGACCAUUGCAUUCAUUAAAAUAGUAACGGUUUAUUCUUAAA
Cavia porcellus (domestic guinea pig) is the source of this 5470-nucleotide messenger RNA. It is a transcript of the gene Rnf125, whose product is annotated as ring finger protein 125. Gene Ontology annotation, cellular component: VCP-NPL4-UFD1 AAA ATPase complex. The transcript is spliced from 6 exons. Gene Ontology annotation, biological process: ubiquitin-dependent protein catabolic process; protein polyubiquitination. The record is from RefSeq and is a predicted model, not a curated record. NCBI's taxonomy places the organism in Eukaryota, Metazoa, Chordata, Mammalia, Rodentia, Caviidae. Gene Ontology annotation, molecular function: ubiquitin protein ligase activity. The coding region runs from base 187 to 810 and encodes 207 amino acids.